GAGACCGAGCGCUGUGAGGUCAUUUCCGGCCGUGUUGAAGAUGGAGGCGAGCGGACUGAAGCUGAGCUUCUGGGAGAGCGGACCAAAACCCGGGCAAUUCUACUCCCUUACAGGACCCAGCCACAGUACGGUUCCAGGAUGUGGACCCAUUAGACACACACUUAACCCCAUGGUGACUGGGACAUCAGUGCUGGGGGUGAAAUUUACAGGUGGGGUCGUCAUCGCUGCUGACAUGCUCGGUUCUUAUGGCUCUCUGGCUCGCUUCCGCAACAUCUCCCGUCUCAUGAAAGUCAACGACAACACCAUCCUGGGUGCCUCAGGGGACUACGCAGACUACCAGUAUCUUAAACAGAUGAUUGAACAGAUGGUGAUUGAUGAGGAGCUUCUUGGAGAUGGUCACAGCUACAGUCCCAAAGCCAUCCAUUCCUGGCUUACUCGUGUCAUGUACAACCGACGCAGCAGGAUGAACCCACUGUGGAAUACUGUCGUUAUCGGUGGAUUCUACAAUGGAGAAAGCUUCCUUGGCUAUGUUGACAAGCUAGGUGUUGCAUAUGAGGCUCCAACAGUAGCAACAGGAUUUGGUGCCUACUUGGCUCAGCCAUUGAUGAGGGAGGUGGUGGAGAACAAGGUAGAAAUUACCAAGGACGAGGCACGGGCACUGAUAGAACGAUGCCUCAAAGUGCUGUACUACCGCGAUGCUCGUUCCUACAACAGACAUGAGAUUGCCAUUGUUACUGAGGAAGGAGUUGAGAUUCUUGGACCACUGUCAUCAGAAACAAACUGGGAUAUUGCCCAUAUGGUCAGUGGGUUUGAAUAAAGGCUCAUCCUGCUAAUCCAGUGGACACAUCAGUGGACAUAUUUUUUGCAUCACUAGUAACUACUGGUUUAGACUACGCCUAGUUUAAUGUUUUUUUUUGUUUGUUUUUGUUACACAGAAAUAAAAAGUUUUAAAAUGCUA
Molecule: messenger RNA, 958 nt
Organism: Pygocentrus nattereri (red-bellied piranha)
Lineage: Eukaryota; Metazoa; Chordata; Actinopteri; Characiformes; Serrasalmidae
Gene: psmb4
Product: proteasome 20S subunit beta 4
Exons: 7
Coding region: 41-817 (258 amino acids)
Cellular component (GO): proteasome core complex
Source: RefSeq, a predicted model, not a curated record